Corticium candelabrum is the source of this 1727-nucleotide messenger RNA. Its product is annotated as myosin-IIIa-like. Gene Ontology annotation, biological process: regulation of MAPK cascade; peptidyl-serine phosphorylation; MAPK cascade. Gene Ontology annotation, cellular component: cytoplasm. Lineage: Eukaryota; Metazoa; Porifera; Homoscleromorpha; Homosclerophorida; Plakinidae. Gene Ontology annotation, molecular function: protein serine/threonine kinase activity; microfilament motor activity; ATP binding. The coding region runs from base 244 to 1524 and encodes 426 amino acids. The transcript is spliced from 8 exons. The record is from RefSeq and is a predicted model, not a curated record.
CACACACGCACUGGUAAACACAUCACGUGCACGAGGGCGUCAUACUUUAGACCUUACAUUAGAGCUCGAGGAGAGAAGGCAGUUGCCUCACUGAUACGAUACGGACGACAAGUUGUCGCGCAUUUCUCCGGUUUCCUUAUUAACUCACUAAUCCGCUCUCAAGCUCAUCACCAAUCUGGUCACACAUCCAGACGUGCACGGUACUAGUGGAGAGUCUCAACACUUAAGCUUGUUGUCGGUCUUAUGGCCUGCAAGGUGGCAUCGGUACCGCAGCUCGGAGUCGCAUCAAUCACCAGCCUUUCCUCAUCCGUUUCGCUUGCUCGGAUACCAGGAGUGAUGGACGGACUACCGGUAGUGCGGAGUGCGAGCAAGCGGGCAGUUAAGCGUCGCGGUAGCGUCGAAAUUUGGUCGAAUUUCUCGCUUGCAAGAAUUCCUAGUCCGGUCGGUGUGUGGCAGUUGGAUAGUGUGAUCGGAAGGGGACAGUUUGGGGUGGUUUACAGCGCGUGGAAUGCAGGGGAGCAGCUCACUGCUGCGGCUAAAGUUGUGGAUGUUGAUGAGGCGGAUUCGUAUGGUUGGAGUGCGGCGAGGAACGAGGUGUGUAUACUGCAGAGGUAUAGGCAUGAGAAUUUGGUGAAGAUGUAUGGUGCGUAUCGAGAGGAGACGGAAAGCUCGCGCUCCUUCUCCACCAAGUGCAAACUCUGGGUGGUAAUGGAGAUUUGUGAUGGUGGCUCUGUCAAGCAUUUGGCACAUUCUGCAGUGUCCAAUGACUCCCCCUUGGAAGAGGAAAUUAUCCGGUAUAUUCUGCACGAGACAUUGCAGGGGUUGCAAUAUUUGCACCAGAACAAUGUUAUUCAUCGGGAUGUGAAGGGUUCGAACAUCCUGUUGACAAGAAAGGGAGAUGUGAAGUUGGUAGACUUCGGAGUUGCAGCUAAAUUUCUUGAAACUGACGGAUAUCGAAGACGAAACUCGAUUGUUGGUACUCCGCACUACAUGGCUCCUGAGGUUGUCUUUUGUGAGUACCAGCAUGAUCUGGAUUAUGACAGUCGAUGUGACACGUGGUCACUGGGAGUAACUGCCAUACAGAUGGCUGAAGGAAAUCCACCGAUGUUUGAUCUGUCGAAUGAUGAAAUCAAGAGGAGAAUACCAAGACAAAAAUCUCCUCACUUAUCUGACGAAGACUUAUGGUCAACAGAAUUUCAAGAUUUUAUAUCAAGCUGUCUAGUGAAAGACAUGGAAAAGAGGCCACACUGUCGAGACCAACUUGAUCACCCAUUCAUCCAACAGAUGGACGAGAACACAGACAAUGUGAAGGAAUCUCUAUCCAGACUGAUCGAAAAAUAUUCAUCAAACGAAGCAUCACAGUCCUCAUUCACUUCCAGUUCAACUCGAAUCAAAACCGGCUCUGAGAAUCGUAAACUAAUGGCUCGCAUCGGAAGUCCACCUCUCGAAGUAGUCCAAGAAGAAACAUCUCCGAUUUCAUCACCCAACCUGAAGAGAGAUGCUAGAGAUGCAAUGCUAUUUUAACGCAGGACUAUAUAGCAACAGAUUGCAACUGUCUGUAACACUCAGUAUUAUUGAAUACAUCAGGUGUAUGUAGUUUGUAAUGCAUUACUGUAUGUAUACUAUUUCGACUGCAAGAGAAUACUAAGAUUGUGCUUGAUACAGGUAGUUAUGUAUGUGUGUAGAUGUAUUGGCUAGCAGUAAAGAAUUUUGAGUCUUAUUGUGCA